Messenger RNA from Rhodofomes roseus, 2162 nucleotides. RefSeq names its product asparaginase-domain-containing protein. Gene Ontology annotation, molecular function: asparaginase activity; protein binding. NCBI's taxonomy places the organism in Eukaryota, Fungi, Basidiomycota, Agaricomycetes, Polyporales, Fomitopsidaceae. The record is from RefSeq and is a predicted model, not a curated record. The transcript has 9 exons. Bases 34 to 2100 code for a protein of 688 amino acids.
CACUUGCCGAACACCGCUUCAGCCACGCCCAGCAUGGAUGUCCUCCAGGCCACCGACGAGUCCAAGGUCCUCAUUCUCAACACCGGAGGGACCAUCAACAUGAUUCUGGGCCAGCGCGGCUAUGUGCCCGAGCCAUACUUCCUCACCGAGUCACUCCGCACGCAGAAUCGCUUCCACGACCCGCUCGAAGACUCGCUGUUCUCUCAUUCGUCUUCGGUGGAAGGCUACCGAGAAUGGACAAGCAAUAGCGGAAGAGCAAGCCCUAUCUCGAAAUCAGGAGGAAGCAGCACCUCAGGUGCUACUCAGCCAAACCACCAGCAUCACCCAACGCUGCUCGUGCGAUCUACACGGCCCAUUGGGAUGUCGGUCACAACAAACCUCGCUGCCACCGCAGUCAACACGACUUAUCCCAGACCUCCGUUGGGUACAAAACUAGCCGACGAUCUGUACGAGGCGCAUCUACCUAGUCUCAUAACCCCACGAAGCACUGCACCCGGUGGUACACAAAAACGCGUCCGGUACGCUGUCCUUGAGUGGGAUCCGCUGUUAGAUAGCAGCAAUAUUGAGAUCACAGAUUGGAUCCGGAUUGCAACAGAGAUCGAACUGAACUAUGCUGGAUUCGACGCCUUCGUGAUCCUGCAUGGGACGGACACUAUGUCCUACACAUCAUCAGCUCUCAGCUUUUUGUUAGAAGACCUCGGGAAGACUGUGAUAGUCACAGGUGCUCAGAUCCCCCUGUCACAACUUCGCAAUGACGCGGUGGACAACCUGCUCGGAGCAUUAGUACUCGCCGGCCACUAUAUCAUCCCAGAAUGUUGUCUUUACUUCAAUCAUACGCUGUACCGCGGCAACAGAGUAUCAAAGUUCUCAUCUUAUGAUCUGAACGCUUUCGCAAGCCCCAACUUCCCUCCACUCGUCAAUGUGGGAAUUGACAUCAUCGUCAAUUGGCACGAUGUAAUGAGACAGACGGGUUUGCGACGCUUCAGAUCUCACAAACAGAUGAGCCCUCACGUCGCCACACUGCGCCUCUUUCCAGGAAUCACAGCGGCCACCGUCCGCGCCUUCCUGGCGCCCCCAACCCAGGGUGUCGUCCUCGAGACAUACGGCGCAGGCAACGCCCCACAGCGGUCCGACCUCAUCGGCGCGCUUAAGGAGGCCUGCGACCGCGGCGUCGUGAUCGUAUCGAUCUCGCAAUGCGCGAAGGGCUCCGUGUCCGACGCGUACGAGACCGGAAGGAGCCUCUUGUCCGCGGGCGUGGUGAGCGGCGGGGACAUGACACCUGAGUGUGCCCUCACGAAACUGGGCUACCUCUUGUCCAAGCCAGAACUCUCCCGCUCAGAGGUCCGCGCGCUGAUCGGCACGCCCCUCCGCGGCGAGCUUACCCGCCCCGUGAGCACCAUCCCGCCCGCGAUCAGCGAGCCCAAGGGCAUCGAGAGCAACCUCGAGAACAUCUCCGGCGUGCUCUCGCAGGUCGUCCGGCUGUCCUCCAGCCAGGCACGCGGGCGUAGGAUCGUCGUCUCGUCCGCGGAGGACACGGGCGCGGAGAGCAACCUCGAGGCCGCGGCACCCUGGUCCUGGACAGCGGCGGAGGCGGCGUCCACCGAAGGCGCGCUCUAUCCGUUCCUCAUCCACCUCGCCGCCGCCCGGAACGAUGUGGAGGCGAUCCAGUUCUGUUUGAAGGCAGAGGCGGGGCUGAACGCUGAUGACGCGACCAGCCCGGGCGCGGAGUUCCCCAGCCAGACGCGGCGGAGCAUCGCCAUCGGCGGCGGGCUUGUCAACUGCGUCGAGCCGGCGAGCGGGCGGUCGCCGUUGCAUUCUGCCGCAUUAAAUGGAAGCACAGACGCGGUGAACGCACUGCUGGAGGCGGGGGCGUUAGUUCAUCUGCGGGAUAGCCUUGGGCAUACGCCGCUAUACUAUGCAGCGAGGCAAGGGCACGAGCAAGUGGUAGAGAUGCUGGUAAAAGUCGGCGGACUCCUCAGCGGGUCUGACGUCGAGGGCGGGUUUGUGGGGCUCGCUAUGCAAAAAGCACGGCUGGCACCGGAUGACCGUGGCCUGAGGGUGUGGACCAAGGCGGGGGCAGAUCCUCAGCAUACGACCUAGUUAGAGUACAACAACACAGCAAGUGUCCCGAAUGAAGCAGCAGCAUUUACACAUCCACGUUU